CACUAUUGUAAAAGUCUUGACGAUGCAACAACCACAACAACAAUAUACUUUCUACAACCCUUACGACGAGCAUAAUAACAUGUAUAACCACAACUACCACCAGCCUCAAUUCGCCACCCCAAAUAACGAAUACUACCAUACAACACCACCGUAUGACCAACCAUACACGAACACCUACAACCAAGAUUACUACUACAACAACAACACAUCUCCACCCUCCUCAACCACUUCAUCAACCCCAACCACCUCAACUCUCCGCCGCAAAUCCGCCAUUCGGCGCCCGCGGAACACGUCGCUCACACAACCCGCCCCUCCACUCAUCGUCGUGAGCCAAGACAAAGACAUGUACGCAUCACAACCACCAUCGCCGCCUGUCGCCGCGGCUC
Messenger RNA from Periconia digitata, 386 nucleotides. NCBI's taxonomy places the organism in Eukaryota, Fungi, Ascomycota, Dothideomycetes, Pleosporales, Periconiaceae. The record is from the annotation of a GenBank genome assembly.